Tigriopus californicus is the source of this 363-nucleotide messenger RNA. RefSeq lists its product as uncharacterized. The transcript has a single exon. The coding region runs from base 1 to 363 and encodes 120 amino acids. Lineage: Eukaryota; Metazoa; Arthropoda; Copepoda; Harpacticoida; Harpacticidae. The record is from RefSeq and is a predicted model, not a curated record.
AUGACCUCCACCCAGAAGGAUAAAGAGGUGAAGGAACCGGAGGAGGAACCUAUCAAAUUCACCACCUCGCCCGCUUUUCGCCCAGUAGCUGCAAGCCCCAACGAGCGGCCAAAGAAACCACCCCCUUUUUGGGCUCAGGAAUACAUCAUUCAAGUGAGCCUGUGUGCGUUCCUCCUCUAUUUUUGCGUCUUCCGUGAGGAAAACGACAUUGAUUUGAAGAUGAAGGUCGACUUGGGCGAACCCGACGCCGAGGAGCAGCUUCUUGAGCUCGAAAAACGCGGUGCAAACGUGGAGCUUCUCAGGGAGCAAUUGCUAAGGGUUCGGCAAAUUGAGGUUAGCAUGGAAGAGAGCUUGCCCGCUUGA